AUGACAAACAAAUAUUUUUCAGACUCCAGUUCGUCUUCUGAAUCGCUGAACGAUCCAUUUCAUUGCUCUUCUGAUGAAGAUCCUACAUAUCAGGUAGACGAAGUGGAAGCCGAAGACAAUUAUUCAGAGUCUGAAGAAUCUGAGCAUCACUUGUUACUACCAUUGCCUGCUUCCGUAGUAUCUGAUAAUACCGAUUGUAACCAACCAACAAGUACACCUCCGCAGUUCCAAUCAUUGGAUGAAACUCAAGAUGAAAAUACUUAUACGACUAGUCCAGUAAAUGAAGUCAUCCAUAAUAUGGAAACCGACAAUCCUAACUAUGAUGAUCAGGACAUAAUAGUGGAAGCAUAUAACAUUGCGUGGAAAGACCCAGUAGGCAAUCAUGAGGUAUUUCCCUUCGAUCCCAAAAAUACUGGGGUAAAUCCAGAUAUUGCAGCAGCAUUAGGUGACCAAUCCCCGAUCGAUUUUUUUUCGCUUUUUAUUGACGAUGAAAUUAUCCAAAUUAUAACCGACCAAACUAAUCUUUAUGCAUCCCAGAAGUUAUUGAAUAUAGACGAUACUUCCGAAGGUAGUCGUCUCCAUGCGUGGACACCGACCAAUAAAGAGGAAAUCAAAAAAUUUAUUGGCAUCAUAGGAUACAUGGGUUUAGUCAAACUUCCUACCAUGGAUAGAUAUUGGACUAAAACGAAAAAGAUAUACCACAACAGUGUUGUUGGACAAAUUAUGAGUCGGAAUCGGUUUGAAUUACUUCUGAAUAUGUGGCAUUUCACCGAUAAUGAUAUGUGCCCUAAAGGAGAUCGAGGGUACAAAAUCGAACCAUUCAUGAAUUUAUUGUUGAAAAAAUUCCAAGAGGCCUACACUCCUGUCCAAGAAUUCUGCAUAGACGAAAGUUUGAUACCAUUUCGUGGUAGACUCAUAAUGAAGCAAUAUAUUCCCCAGAAAACGCAUAAAUAUGGCGUGAAAAUUUUUAAGCUUUGUUGCGGAUCCGGUUUCACGUGGAAGAUGAAGUUAUAUUGUGGCAAACAUAAAGAUGCCGGCAUAUCUGUCCCAACUAACAUAGUUAUGCAUUUAUCACAGAAACUUCUUGAUUCUGGGCGUACUGUCAUCACUGACAAUUAUUAUACAAGUUUGGAGUUGGCCAACAAAUUGCUGGACAAAAAAACACAUUUAGUAGGAACUCUAAGAGAAAAACGCAGAGGAAAUCCUAUGGAGGUAACUAACAAGAAACUUAAGACUGGGGAGAUUGUUGCAAAAGAAAACGAACGGGGUAUAUGUAUUAUGAAGUGGAAAGAUAAGAGGGGUGUGCUCUUGUUGUCCACCAAGCAUACACAUGAAACUGUAAUGGUGCAUAAACGGGCUGGAGAUGUAGAAAAACCUAUAGCAGUCUUAGAAUAUAACAAAGCAAAAAGUUCAAUUGACUUAUCAGAUCAAAUGGCUAGUUAUUAUAGUGCGCUUAGAAAAACAGUAAAGUGGUAUAGGAAAAUUGCAAUAGAUUUGAUAUUUGGAACUGCUCUGGUAAAUGCCCAUUUUCUUUAUAAAGCCAUAAAUAAUAGGUCAGUUUCCAUUACCGAAUUCAAAGAGAGUAUCGUAGAGAGUCUCAUGUUUCAAAGAAAUGAAACUAGUCAACCGUCUGUGUCCGACACAAGACGAGAACGUCAUGUACUGAAAAAGAAAGAGGGAAAAUCACAUGAAAUAAGAAAAUAUUGUAAAGGAUCUUACAGUAAAAAAACAAGGGGUGAAAUACAAAAAAACAAAGUGCCAAAAGUAGUGGUAGUUGCGAAGGGAAUCCUCAUUUUUGCCUCGAGUGUUUUGGAACAAAUCAUAAAUAACAUACUGCUUUGUAUCCGUUUAUAA
Molecule: messenger RNA, 1854 nt
Organism: Acanthoscelides obtectus
Lineage: Eukaryota; Metazoa; Arthropoda; Insecta; Coleoptera; Chrysomelidae
Source: the annotation of a GenBank genome assembly